Messenger RNA from Rhododendron vialii, 956 nucleotides. Its product is annotated as peptidyl-prolyl cis-trans isomerase CYP18-2. The transcript is spliced from 6 exons. Bases 138 to 623 code for a protein of 161 amino acids. The record is from RefSeq and is a predicted model, not a curated record. Gene Ontology annotation, biological process: protein folding; protein peptidyl-prolyl isomerization. Gene Ontology annotation, molecular function: peptidyl-prolyl cis-trans isomerase activity. Gene Ontology annotation, cellular component: catalytic step 2 spliceosome. Lineage: Eukaryota; Viridiplantae; Streptophyta; Magnoliopsida; Ericales; Ericaceae.
UUUGUAAACUCCUCUAGACCCGAGCGAAUCUUGUAACCAAAGGUCUCUCCUCCUUUUCCGGUCCCGUGUUCACCUCUCUCUCUCUCUCUCUCUCUCUCUCUCUCUCAAGAAGAAGAAGAAGAAGAAGAAGAAGUAAGAUGUGGAAUAAUGCAGAAGGAGGAGCAGCGGAGGUCACUCUCGAGACCUCCAUGGGUUCUUUCACUGUCGAGAUGUACAAAGACCACGCGCCGAGAACUUGCAGAAACUUCAUUGAACUCUCUCGUAGAGGUUACUACGACAAUGUCAAGUUCCACCGUAUCAUCAAGGAUUUUAUUGUGCAAGGUGGGGAUCCCACGGGUACAGGAAGGGGUGGAGAAUCCAUUUAUGGUCAAAAGUUUGAGGAUGAGAUCACACCGAAAUUAAAGCAUACUGGAGCUGGUAUUAUAUCCAUGGCUAAUGCUGGUCCAAAUACGAACGGAAGCCAGUUUUUCAUUACCUUGGCCCCAACGCCAUCAUUAGAUGGGAAACACACAAUAUUUGGAAGAGUAUGUAGAGGGAUGGAGAUUAUCAAGAGACUCGGCAGUGUUCAAACUGACAAUAAUGAUAGUUAUCUGCUUGGAACACCAGGUUAUGUGCCAUCUUAAGGAGCUACAGCUCCUUAGUCUAUCAUUAUAGAACAAGGUUCUGUGUGGAGCAUAGAGUUAGGGAGGGAUUGACCAAGAUAAAGAAAUACAUGUAUUAGCUGCUUUACUUGACAUCUUUGCUCAUCUUUUCUUUACUUUCCCCUCUCCCUCUAUAACCUGUUUCUACGACUCUGAUCCAAACACACAGCCAGACCAGAGGGUGUGCCUAAAAUUAUUUUGCAUGUACUUCUACGUGAGGUUUGGAAAUUUGGAAUUGUCCUGCAACUAACCUCAUAAGAAUUUUUUUGUUUUGUUUUUGCCAACGAUCUGUCAUUAAGUAUCAGAUCUGUUAGU